Messenger RNA from Oryzias melastigma (Indian medaka), 3096 nucleotides. RefSeq names its product BRCA1 associated protein-1 (ubiquitin carboxy-terminal hydrolase) (gene bap1). The record is from RefSeq and is a predicted model, not a curated record. The transcript has 17 exons. NCBI's taxonomy places the organism in Eukaryota, Metazoa, Chordata, Actinopteri, Beloniformes, Adrianichthyidae. Gene Ontology annotation, molecular function: cysteine-type deubiquitinase activity. Gene Ontology annotation, biological process: protein deubiquitination; ubiquitin-dependent protein catabolic process. Bases 192 to 2384 code for a protein of 730 amino acids. Gene Ontology annotation, cellular component: cytoplasm.
CCGCAACAACUUUCCGGCGCGCUUUGAUGUCGUCAUCAAUGGGUGACGCGCUUGCUCUAUUGUGUUUAUGUUGAGUUUUCUAUUGGGUUUUUUUCAAAAUAAAUAAAUAAAAACGGCACAAAGCUAAAUAUUCCUCUCACGCCUUCGGUCAUGGAUUGGAAGACAUCUUAAGUAACAGUCUAAAAACCAACAUGAAUAAAGGUUGGCUGGAGCUAGAGAGUGAUCCGGGACUCUUCACUCUGCUGGUGGAAGAUUUUGGUGUCAAAGGUGUGCAAGUUGAAGAAAUCUAUGAUCUCCAGAGCAAGUGUCAAAGUCCUGUCUAUGGCUUCAUCUUCCUCUUUAAGUGGAUUGAAGAGCGUCGAUCCAGGAGGAAAGUCAACACUUUGGUGGAUGAGACUUCGGUCAUCGAUGAGGACAUAGUAAAUGACAUGUUUUUUGCUCAUCAGCUGAUACCAAACUCGUGUGCUACCCAUGCUCUGCUGAGUGUUCUCCUGAACUGCAGUGGAGUUGAGCUGGGCUCCACACUCAGUCGCAUUAAGGCUUUUACUAAAGGCUUUAGUCCAGAGAGUAAAGGUUAUGCAAUUGGAAACGCCCCAGAGCUCGCCAGAGCUCAUAACAGCCACGCCAGACCGGAGCCAAGGCACUUGCCGGAGAAGCAGAAUGGCAUCAGUGCAGUUCGAACGAUGGAAGCUUUCCAUUUUGUCAGCUAUGUGCCAAUCAAAGACCGCCUGUUUGAGCUGGACGGACUAAAGGCUUACCCCAUCGACCAUGGACCCUGGGGUGAGGAGGAGGAGUGGACGGAUAAAGCUCGACGGGUGAUUAUGGAGAGGAUUGGGCUGGCCACAGCUGGUGAGCCGUACCAUGACAUCCGCUUCAACCUGAUGGCAGUGGUGCCCGACCGAAGAAUGAAGUACGAGUCUAAAUUAGAAGUUCUAAAGAAAAACCGACAAACUAUUCUGGAAGGUCUGCAGAAGAUGAUCCGGCUCACGCAGACUGAGCAUGUCCAGGAGAAGAAGCAGCAAGACGCUUCUGCUGCAGACGACAGCAUCAAGAAGGAAGCAGAUGCCAGCUCGGGGGCUUCCUCAGUGGAUGAGUCCAAAGAGACCUCUAACUCUCCAGGAGGCUCUAAAACGAUGGGCAAACCAGCUGCUCCGUCUGGAGGAGGUUCCCAGCAAGCAGGCGGUUCAAACCCCGUUGUUCAAAGGCUGCCAGCAUUCCUGGACAAUCACAACUACGCCAAGUCUCCAAUGCAGGAGGAAGAAGAUCUUGCAGCUGGCGUCGGUCGCUCUCGGAUGCCAGGCCAACCUCAGCCCCCAUACUCUGAUGAUGAAGAUGACUACGACGAGGAAGAAGAAGAUGCAGCAGGUUCCACUAGCACUGCAAGCAGAUUCCGGCGGAAGGCCAGUCUGCGGUCCCGAACGGGUCGGGUUGGAUCUGGCAUGGAGAGCCAGAUUGCCCUGAAUGUUUUGGCGGAGAAGCUGAAGAAGGAGGCUCAAAGGAAAGAUGCUCUGAACACUCCUCUGUCUGUGCGCACCGAAGGCCGCACAGGUGGGAUCUGCAUAACAUCUGCCUCGCAGCCUUCCCCGACGCCCAGCAAUGAAAGCACCGACACGGCGUCUGAGAUCGGCAGCGCCUUCAACUCCCCCCUGCGCUCACCGGCGCGCUCCCAGGCCGCCACACGCCCAUCCAGUCCAGUAGCGUCCCAUCUGUCGCGCGUGCUGUUCGGGGAGGACGAGAUGUUGAGGCUGGACUCCAGACACAACCGAGCCGUGAGAGAACUCGGCCCGUCUGUCAGCAUCGCCCUGCUUCACCUGCAGGAGGACGGCGUCAUCUGUGCUCUCGCUUCACCAGCAGAUUUGGCUGCUGAGAAUACAAAGCAGCCCUGCACUUCUGAGAAAGGAAAAGUUAAAGAUCAAACUGCAGAAAAAGAGGCUAUAAAAGAGGGAGGAGAUGGAUCAUCUGUAGAGGUGAAGAAAGAGGACGAGAGUAAAUGUGGGGCAGACGUGAAACCAGGAAAAGAGAAGCUCAACGCUGUGGAGUCUAGCUCAGAGAGCAAACCUCCCGGGGAUCGGUACUCCCCCAAAGAGCUUCUUGCACUGCUGAAGUGUGUGGAGGCCGACAUCGCCAAUUAUGAGGUGUAUCUAAAGGAGGAAGUGGAAAAGAGAAAGAAAUAUAAAAUUGACGAUCAGCGGAGGACCCACAAUUAUGACGAGUUUAUCUGCACGUUUAUAUCAAUGCUGGCCCAAGAAGGGAUGUUAGCCAGCCUGGUGGAGCAGAACAUUUCAGUGCGCCGACGUCAGGGAGUGAGUAUCGGCCGCUUGCACAAACAGAGGAAGCCCGAUCGAAGGAAACGCUCCCGACCUUACAAAGCCAAGCGUCAGUAAAGAAUAUCUGUUUUAGUAAUCUGUAAACACCAAUCAAUCAACACAGGGGAAUCAAGAAUUUGCUGGACUCCUGACACUCAUUCCUAGAGGCAGUAUAGAGUCGUAUUUUAGUCUUCUGCUUCUCAAAGUGGACCAUGUGUUCCUUAAUAUAAACCUCGCUAUUGUGCCAUUGUUACUGUCAUUUUGAAGAAGAGGCUUAUCUUUAGGGGUGUUCCUUUCAUGUUUUUAAUGAACAAUCUUCUCUUUGUUCUAUUUUUUAAUACAAAUGUUAUUUGUUGGAAAAUGAACUUAUUUAAAUGUAACUUCUCUGUCUUCACUUGUUCAGUGCCAGUGAAGUGUUGAAUGUUUAUGACGAAUAAAAAUCCUCUGUUCAUUGUCAGUCGCAGACUUUCAGUGCUGCUAAUUCAUCUUUUUUUUUUUUUUUAAUAUUACACAAAGUAGAAAACUUCAACCCAAGUCAAGAAGCCUCCUCAUUUUUUUUCCUCUGGAAUGUCUUUUAGAAAAAACUCUUUUCUCUUUGCUUUUUUGCAUUCAGACAUUUCAAACACAUUUUUUCUACUCAAAAAUGAUCUCAAGGUAAUAUUGAGAUGUGUGCAGUUGUGUGUCUUUGUAUAUAUUUAUCUGUUAUUCGGCUCAAUUGAACAUUGUAUUCUGUUGUGCUCCGUGUUUUAUCAGUUCAUUCAGCAAUAAAGUCAAAGUGUACACUUUCAAA